Messenger RNA from Saccharomycopsis crataegensis, 564 nucleotides. RefSeq names its product glycine decarboxylase subunit H (gene GCV3). The transcript has a single exon. The record is from RefSeq and is a predicted model, not a curated record. The coding region runs from base 1 to 564 and encodes 187 amino acids. Lineage: Eukaryota; Fungi; Ascomycota; Saccharomycetes; Ascoideales; Saccharomycopsidaceae. Gene Ontology annotation, biological process: glycine decarboxylation via glycine cleavage system; protein lipoylation. Gene Ontology annotation, cellular component: glycine cleavage complex; cytoplasm; mitochondrion.
AUGUUUGCUUCUGCUUUUACCCGUGUUGCUCCAAGAUUCAGCUUGAGAGCUAGCUACCCAUUGAAAUCUUCUAUUGCUUUUGCAACCAAGAGAUUCAACUCCAGUGCCAGUGAUUUAGCUGCUGCUAACUCUCUUAAACAGGGCUCUACUCCAUUUAAAUUCAGUGCUGGUCCAAUUGUCACUAAAUAUACCGAAGAACACGAAUGGGUUUCUUUGCAUCCAGAUGGUACUGCCUUCAUUGGGAUCACCAAAUAUGCUGCCGACGCUUUGGGAGAUGCCACUUUUGUUGAAUUGCCAGAAGUCGGUGAUGCCGUUGGAAAAACCGAUACCAUUGGUGCUGUUGAAUCUGUUAAGAGUGCUUCAGAAGUCUAUGCUCCAGUUAGUGGGGAAGUCACUGAAGUCAACGAAACCGUUGCUGAAAACCCAAACUUGUUGAACGAAGAUCCAAUGGGUGAAGGUUGGUUGACACAAAUCAAGCUUGCCAAUGUCGAAGAAGACUUCACAAACAAUGAAGAAUUGAUGACAUUGGAACAAUAUACCAAGUCUUUAGAAGAAGACCAUUAG